Mya arenaria is the source of this 1439-nucleotide messenger RNA. Its product is annotated as prostaglandin reductase 2-like. Gene Ontology annotation, biological process: prostaglandin metabolic process. The record is from RefSeq and is a predicted model, not a curated record. The coding region runs from base 14 to 1081 and encodes 355 amino acids. The transcript has 8 exons. Gene Ontology annotation, molecular function: 15-oxoprostaglandin 13-reductase [NAD(P)+] activity. Lineage: Eukaryota; Metazoa; Mollusca; Bivalvia; Myida; Myidae.
UGUAAACAUCAACAUGUCCAACAAGAAAAUAGUGUUUGCCUCUCUACCAGGUGCCGACAAUGAGCCUACAGUCGACAACUUUCGGUGCGAGGCAUGUGACCCUGCACCCAGCCCAGGGGAUGGGGAGCUGACCAUACAGACACUAUACAUAUCUCUGGACCCUGCUAUUCGAUGCCGGAUGAACACUGACACAGGAGUGGAGUAUAUGUCCGCUUGGUCUGCUGGCGACCUAGUUCUUGGACUGGGUGGCGUAGGAAUGGUAACGGAAAGCAAUGUCGAUCAGUAUGCACCUGGUGACCUUGUGCAGCCGAUGGUGAAUUGGCCAUGGGUGGAAAAGUUUUCUGCAAGAGCAGACGACAAAUUGUUCACCUUGUAUAAGAUUGAAGAAUCAUUACGUGAGCAACCACAUCUCGUGCUGUCGUUGUUAGGGUUAACAGGUCUGACAGCAUUCCUAGGGAUCACACAGAGAGGUCACAUCUCACCGGGAGCCAAUCAGACGUGCGUUGUUAGUGGAGCAGCAGGCGCAACCGGAAACCUUGCAGGCCAAAUUGCCAAACUUGGUGGCUGCAAGCGUGUUGUUGGCAUCUGUGGCUCAGAUGAGAAGUGCGAACAUCUGAGAACGGAGCUUGGGUUUGACGCCACCGUCAACUACAAGCAGAGUGACAUAAGCGAGGCAUUACGUCAGACUUGCCCAAACGGGAUCGAUGUAUACUUUGACAACGUUGGAGGAACAAUCAGUGAAACAGUUAUAAAACAGAUGAAUCCGGACUCUCAUGUGAUACUAUGUGGUCAAAUAGCCGUGUACAACAAAGAUCUGCCUUACCCACCGCCCAUUUCAGAAGAGAUUCAGGCAGUCAUUAAGGAGAGAAAUAUUACAAGAGAGCGGUUUUUGGUGCUCACCUAUCAAGAAAAGUUCCAAGAAGGGCUAAAGCAGCUGCAGGAAUGGUAUAUGGGUGGACAACUUAAGGUUCCGGAGUUUGUUCAUGAGGGUAUAGAGAGUGCACCUGAAGCAUUUGUGAACAUGAUGACCAGUGUUAAACAGACUAGAGUUGGCAAACAGUUAGUUUGUGUGAACAAGUAGCUUGGCUUUCAUUUUGGCUCUACUCACUUUGUGGAUCAGUUUUGUUAGUCGAGUUUUGCCCAAGAUGGAAUGGGUUUGUGCCUGCUGUUUGACGUUUUUGUGGGAAAAGCUGGUAUUUAAGUGGACAUCUGUUCGAAAGUUACGGACAACGCAAAUUAUUUACAUUUUGUGGACAUAGCUGGCAUUUAAAUGGAAAUCUAUCUGAAAGUGAAAGGACAAUGCAAGUGCAGUGCACAGUUUGUGGACAUUCUAAGCUGGCAUUUAAAUGAAAAUCUGUUUGAAGUGGUAUGAAUUCUCCAACAGCUAGUCACAAAUAAGUAUAGUUGAGAAUAUGUUGUAUUUGUAUUAAAAAAAUAAA